Molecule: messenger RNA, 3571 nt
Organism: Manis pentadactyla (Chinese pangolin)
Lineage: Eukaryota; Metazoa; Chordata; Mammalia; Pholidota; Manidae
Gene: ITPRIPL1
Product: ITPRIP like 1
Exons: 3
Coding region: 1000-2937 (645 amino acids)
Biological process (GO): DNA repair
Cellular component (GO): membrane
Source: RefSeq, a predicted model, not a curated record
AGACAUAGUGAUAGUAGCCUGUGGUCUAUUCUUCCUCAUGCAAGUUUAUGAAAAGUAAUUUUGGAACCUCAGUCAUGGUCAGCCAAAAGACAGUCUUCCCUCCUCGGUCAAUAAGUAAAUCAGUAUUUUUGAAGUACUGUCUGAGUUGUUUGGGGCCUCCCCUGUAUUGCAACUGGAUGAGAAGAUCUGAAACUUGUUUGUCUUUGAGCAGAAGGACUUUAGUAUCAAGAAAUCAUCGCUUCCUUUUCUCCUUGGAUAGCUAACACAGGACCUAAAAGCUGGGGCUCUUUCUGAUACUCUGAAGGUCCUUUUCAAGAAACCCAUUCCUCUGGAAUUUCUUAGUGUGUCAUAAGGCUUAUCCAGUCUCCAUCUCACUAACAACGCUAUCUACGUUUAGGAUUCUUAUUCUCGCGUAGCUAGUAAAUUGCAAGUAAGGCCUCAAGCCAGGUCUGUUGGUGCAGUCUGGUCUUUUCCCCAAAGGGGCUGGUGAAAGACACCUGAGUCUGGGCACGGGCUAGGGUUGAGGCAAAUUAAGAGUGCUGGCAACAGACCUCAUCCCCUGUACCAUUUUGCACCGGACCAGCCAGAGGUGGGAAUGACGUGUCGACCCAACCCCGGUCAAUUCCUGGUUAUACCAUCCCUCCGUCAUCCUCACUGCAAGUGCAUUCGAAAUGCCAAAAGUAUCCUCCACUGGGCCGAGCUGAAGCAGACGGCAGGCACUGCAGUGCCCCCUCGUGCCACCAGAGAGGGGUGAGCCGCUGCCGCGCGAGCGCCCCUUAGCAGCGAGUCUGUGGCCGCAACCCCUCCACCGAGCACUCCAACGCGAAGGAGCCCGCGCGGCAGCCAGAGCGCGGACGACGCGAGGGGUGUCCCAGGCCCCGGCUGCUUUCCAGCAGCAGCAACCCGGCCGGAUUAGGGGGCGGGGCGAGGCGGGGCGGGGCCUGGACGGCGGGAGCAACUGCGCGGGGUUGGCGCCGUUGGCCCCGCGCGCGGACUGCUAUGUCCAGGGGCCUGCCGCGCCCAGGCGUUCGGAUACUCGGACAAAAUGGUGUGUUCCCAGGAGGGCAGCGGGGCCAUUCCCGUGGGUGGACCCGGAGAGGAAUGCGGCGCCCCCACCCCGCCGGGAAGAAAGCGGGGGCAGUCCGGCCGUGCUGUCUCUUUAAGACGGUGUUCCUAACACCGACGCCUGAGAGGGCGGUGAGACUAAGCAGGGCCAAGUUCCAAAGGGAGGAGAGUCCCCCACCUGGUUUCAGCGCCCACACGGCAGGUCUUCACGAUCUCGAUGCAGAGGCCUCCAUGGCUGUGAUAAGCCUUCUGUUCCUGGCAGUGAUGUAUGUUGUUCAUCACCCCCUGAUGGUCAGUGACCGGAUGGACCUGGACACACUGGCCAGAAGUCGGCAGCUGGAGAAGCGCAUGAGUGAGGAGAUGCGUCAGUUAGAGAUGGAGUUUGAAAAGAGAAGGCACGCAGCUGAGCAGAAGCAGAAAACAGAGAACUUCUGGAAGGGAGACAUACCAAGUGACCAGUUAGUGCUGGGGAAGAAAGACAUGAGGUGGCCGUUGCAGGCUGAGGGUCAGGAGGGGCCGCUGGGCUGGAUGCUGGGAAACCUGUGGAAUGCUGGCCUCUUUUGCCUUUUUCUCAUCUUUGAGCUCCUGCGACAGAACAUGCAGCAUGAGCCAGCUUUUGACUCCAGCGGUGAUGAGGAGGAGGAAAUCCGCAUUAUGCCAGUCACUUCCUACAACUGGCUUGCCAACUUCCCCUCGAGAGAGGCCCUGGAAUCCUUUUACAAACACUAUGUCCAGAAUGCCACUCGUGACCUGCCCUGUACCUGUGAGUUUGUGGAGAGCUUUGUGGACGACCUCAUUGAGGCCUGUCGGGUGCUCAGCCGCCAGGAUGCCCAACCACAGUUGGAGGACUGCCUGGGCAUCGGGGCUGCCUUUGAGAAAUGGGGAACCCUCCGUGAGACCCAGAAAUUUGAUAUCCUGGUCCCCAUUGUCCCCCCUCAUGGCACUAUGUUUGUGCUGGAGAUGAGGAAUCUGGCCCUAGGUCGCCGCUGUGGCUGUGUGCUGGUGGAGUCAGAGUGUGUGUGCAAGCGUGAGAAGCUUCUGGGGGAUGUGCUGUGCCUGGUGCACCACCACAGGGACCAUUCGGCCCUCUUGGGCAAGUGUAGCAGUUCCAUCAAGGCGACUCUCUGCACUGGCUCCCACCUGGACAUGUGCAAGACCAUACAGUGGUUCCAGAACAUGGUGGGCAAUGCCUGGGCCCUGGUGGCCCACAAGUAUGACUUUAAGCUCAGCCUCCCACCAUCCACCACCUCCUGCAAGCUCAGGCUGGACUAUCGUUCAGGCCGCUUUCUCUCAAUCCGCUUGGUCCUAGGGGUACAACGAGAAGACACCUUGGUCUACCUGGUGAGUCAGGCCUCCGACCAGGAACAGCUCACCAGUGUGGACUGGCCCGAGUCCUUUGCUGCCUGUGAGCACUUGUUCCUGAAGCUGGUAGGGCGUUUUGCUCCAGAGAACACCUGUCACCUCAAGUGCCUCCAGAUCAUUUUAAGUCUCCGGGACCUUCAGAGCCUACCCCAGGGAGCAUCCCGUCCCAUCCUCACCUCCUACCACUUCAAAACAGCCCUCAUGCACCUCCUGCUGCGGCUGCCCCUGGCAGAGUGGCAGCAUAGCAUGCUCUCACAGCGGCUCCAGGACAUCCUCUGGUUCUUGGGCCGAGGCCUCCAGCAAAGGUCCCUCCAUCAUUUCCUCAUCGGUAACGCCUUCCUGCCUCUGACCAUCCCAAUCCCUAAGACAUUUCGGAAUGCCGAGCCUGUCAAUCUCUUCCAACACCUGGUGCUAAACCCCAUGGCACAUUCACAGGCACUGGAAGAGUUCCACAACCUUCUGACCCAGAUGAAAACUCUGCCCUGUGCCCCAUCAGCUGGUGCACAUUAAUGUAAAGGCUGUUAAAAAAGGGGAGAAGGGAUAUCUGAUUCCUCAGGCUGAAAAAGAGUUUGAUUUUUCAGACAUACCAGCGUGUGUGACCUUCGCCUUUGUCAGCGGGGGCUGUGGUAGAUUAAGACACUUUAAGGAGCAUGUGAAGUGGUAAAAGAGGAUGGGGUCCAGCCUGCAGAGGCUAAUCAAGGGUGGAUCUUUUGAGGUUUUCUCUUCUGACUUGACUUUCAUCAUGACCCAGAGAGGGCCCAGGGGAAGCAGAUGUUACGGGAGGAUCUUGCUGCUCAAGAGUAGAGAUCUAGAGAGGGCCUGUGAAGUUGUGUUUUGCAUCUACACUGGAAGUGAAAGAGAACCAGAAUACCUCCAUUCCAGCUCAUUCCUUUUUGUGAACGACUCCUAAAACACUCCUUGUAAACUGGUUUCCUUGUUGAACUGUUAGCUUAAUUCAUAUCGACGCUGACAGCACUCUAUUUUAUCCCAAAUACUGUGAUGGUAACUUCUCAUAUUUUGGGAUCUAAUUUUUCAGAUAUUCAUUAUUUGAAGAUAUAACCAAGAUGUCUAUUUUCCAUUUUCUUAAUUUAGCCCUAUUUUCAUGUGAUAUAUGAAAUAAAGCCAUUUUUAUGCAUCUGAAAAA